Tachysurus vachellii is the source of this 2451-nucleotide messenger RNA. It is a transcript of the gene trappc13, whose product is annotated as trafficking protein particle complex subunit 13. The transcript has 13 exons. The record is from RefSeq and is a predicted model, not a curated record. Lineage: Eukaryota; Metazoa; Chordata; Actinopteri; Siluriformes; Bagridae. The coding region runs from base 39 to 1322 and encodes 427 amino acids. Gene Ontology annotation, cellular component: TRAPPIII protein complex.
GCGGUUUGGUCCUGUGCACUUGCCGUAGUCAGCUGAUCAUGCAGGUGAAAGGUCAACUGUUAGACAAAAUGGACGUCAACCAGAUUAAACAGGAGCAUCUCCUGGCAUUAAAGGUGAUGCGUCUGACGAAACCCACACUGUUCACUAACAUGCCUGUGACCUGUGAAGACCGAGACCUGCCAGGUGCUCUGUUCGGGCAGCUCAUGAGGGAGGACCCAUCUACUAUAAAAGGGGCGGAGACUCUGAUGCUGGGGGAGAUGCUCACACUACCACAGAAUUUUGGAAAUAUUUUCCUUGGUGAAACUUUCUCCAGUUACAUCAGUGUCCAUAAUGACAGUAAUCAGGUGGUGAAGGAUAUUCUAGUGAAGGCUGAUCUCCAGACCAGCUCUCAGAGGUUAAAUCUUUCUGCGUCUAACGCUGCCGUGUCUGAGCUCAAGCCCGAGUGCUGCAUCGAUGAUGUCAUCCACCAUGAAGUUAAAGAGAUCGGCACACACAUCCUGGUGUGUGCUGUCAGCUACACCACUCAGACUGGAGACAAACUGUACUUCAGGAAGUUUUUCAAAUUUCAGGUUCUCAAGCCUCUAGAUGUGAAAACCAAGUUCUACAAUGCAGAGAGUGACCUCAGUUCUGUGACUGACGAGGUUUUCCUGGAGGCUCAGAUCCAGAACAUCACCACCUCACCCAUGUUCAUGGAGAAAGUGUCUCUGGAACCUUCCAUGAUGUACAAUGUCACUGAACUGAACACGGUGUGCUCGGGAGAGGAGCGAGAGUCGACGUUUGGGAAGAUGUCGUACCUGCAGCCCAUGGACACACGGCAAUACCUGUACUGUCUGAAACCCAAACCUGAGUUUGCAGAGAAAGCAGGAGUCAUUAAAGGAGUCACUGUCAUCGGAAAACUGGACAUCGUGUGGAAGACCAACCUGGGGGAGAGAGGACGAUUACAGACCAGUCAGCUGCAGAGAAUGGCUCCAGGUUAUGGAGAUGUUCGGCUCUCACUAGAGCUCGUUCCUGACACAGUGAACAUUGAGGAGCCGUUUGACAUCACCUGUAAAAUCACAAACUGCAGUGAACGCACCAUGGACCUGCUCCUGGAGAUGUGUCACACUCGGUCAGUUCACUGGUGUGGAGUUUCAGGCAGGCAGCUGGGAAAACUGGGUCCAAGUGCAUCACUGUCCAUCCCACUGCAGCUCCUCUCCUCUGUACAGGGACUACAGAGUAUAUCAGGUCUGAGGCUCACAGACACUUUCCUGAAACGGACAUACGAGUAUGAUGACAUCGCUCAGGUGUGUGUGGUGUGUCCGUACCUGAACCCUGAGACCUGAGGCUGCUCUGACGUCCUGUACUGGUCACCUAAACCUCCACAGACCAACCGCAUCACCACUUUUUACACAUCAGCUGAUUUUCUUCUUUUAAAAUAUGUGCUUUUAAAGCCUGCUUCAGAUUUUAAGUGUGUAUAUGUUAAUAAAAGAGAGAACUGUCCUCUAAAUACGACUCAAACCUGUAGACACAGAGUCUUUAUAACGUCCACAUCACUGAGGAACCCGGUCAGAGAAGGACUAGAUAAAGAUGAGGCUGUUGAGCUUAUUUUAAAUAGCUGUAAACACACGUUAUUGUUUUCCUCAGAAUAAAUCUCAAUAGGGGGUCACGGUGGCUUAGUGGUUAGCACGUUCACCUCACACCUCCAGGGUUGGGGGUUCGAUUCCCACCUCCACCUUGUGUGUGUGGAGUUUGCAUGUUCUCCCCGUGCCUCGGGGGUUUCCUCCGGGUACUCCGGUUUCCUCCCCCGGUCCAAAGACAUGCAUGGUAGGUUGAUUGGCAUCUCUGGAAAAUUGUCCGUAGUGUGUGAUUGUGUGAGUGAAUGAGAGUGUGUGUGUGUGUGUGUGUGCCCUGUGAUGGGUUGGCACUCCGUCCAGGGUGUAUCCUGCCUUGAUGCCCGAUGACGCCUGAGAUAGGCACAGGCUCCCCGUGACCCGAGGUAGUUCGGAUAAGCGGUAGAAGAUGAAUGAAUGAGUGAGUGAAAUCUCAGCAGUCUUUAAAGCAGCUUUCUAUAAUGUUUACAGCCCUCUGCUGCCUGGGAGGGAAACUCCGCCCCCUUGGUUAAAACUGUCUGUCACCAGUGGGAGUGGGCGGGGCUUCACCAAUUUCAGUGCAGGGACGGCGACUUCGGAAGAUUUGUAACGUAUCCCAAGAUUCUAGACUUGUUCCAGAUCUAAAAGAACUUUAAGCAUUACACGCUGCACCUUUAACACCUUUACCACAGUAAGUUAUUGUAGAAUUAGAUGAUUGUUCAUUGAAAGCACACUGAAGCACUGUUUGUUCCAUAACUGAUAACGAGACGCAAAUUUCGUAAAUAUAUAAAUCUGUAAACAGGAUAAAUAGGAUAAAUAAUUCAUAUUUUAUCACAGACUUGGUGGUUUGCUGAAGAAACACAAUAAAUUCAUGUGACAUUUA